GUUAUACAUUCUGACAUGAACGUAGCUCUCUCAAUCAAUACUUACAACCUAUCAAUAUCGACGGAAGUUUGGUAGUAGCCCCUUUAGAUACUUAACUUAUAUGUAUCAUGAUACCUCGUCGCAGUAAAGAGGUCCUAAGCAGCUAGUAUAGGUAACUCGGCGCUACUACCUUAAGUUGGGUACAGAUAAUAUCAAUUUUAAGCCAAGGUUAAGAAAUUUCUAUGGGAAAGGAUCUUGAGAUGUGUGUGUGCCUAGUUGGUGGAUAUCUGCAGGUCGUCCUAAAGAGUCGGCUAUUGGCUGCCAAUGAGUGGGAUGAGUCGGCAUAAUUUGUUGGAAAACGCCUUUACUAAACCGAAUACAUAAUCCUACCUAACUUCUCUGCGAAGUUCCAAGAAUAUCAAAAUGGCGGCCCGUGUAUUCUAAUAGGCGUAUAUAUGUCUACAUAUAUGUCUACACCAUUCCAAUACCGCCCCUUAACAAAGUCUGGGGAGAUUAGGGUCUUCACUCUUGAUCCCUCGCCAAAUCGAGAAGCAGUUCUGAAGGGCUCAUUCCAACAUAUUGUACUUCUUACCCAGUAUUUUACUGACCAUUAUGUCGCUCUGUCAUAUGUAUGGGGUGACAGCACAACCACUGAUACAAUUCUUGUCGAUGGCCACAAAAUCGGAAUCGCUGCUAACCUCAGCGCCGCAUUAAGAGACAUCCGCAAUAGAACAAGAGUUCUCCGAAUAUGGAUUGACGCGUUAUGUAUUGACCAAAGAAACAUCCCUGAACGGAAUCGACAAGUCGCUCUAAUGGGGGAUAUCUACUCCACCGCAAGUAGCACGAUAAUCUAUCUUGGUCCAUUAAGCCCGGAUACCCAGCUUAUUUUUCAACGACUACGUGGGGGAAUGUUUAGAAGUUUUGAUAAUGCUAGUAGUAUAAAUUUAACCCCUAUACGUCAACAGGACUUGGAAAGUAACGGUCCAUCAAAAGAGGUUUUGGAUCUUGCUGCAGCGUCAAGCCAACUGUUAGCCAGACCUUGGUUUCGUCGGGCUUGGACAUUUCAAGAAUUGGUUCUUUCAAGGGACCCUUGGUUCCAAUGCGGAUCAAGACAUGUUAGGUGGAUGGAUCUUUGUAACCUGCUACUCCCUUUGCUAAGGGAGUACCAAUCGGGAAUGGAGGUCGACUUGGUGCGUAUGAAGGAAGUCCACGAUGCCGUCCACGCGCGUAGCGAUACUGACCGAGGCACCUUGAGUCUAUGGCGGAUUCUAGAGAUCAGAGGGAGAGCUCAGGCGACUGACCCGAGAGACCUCAUAUAUGCGAAUAUGGGACUUCACUUGGACCGUCAAGAGGUCGGAGAAUUCGUACAAAUCGAUUACAAUAAGACAGCCCGGGAAACAUUCAUCGAAGUCGGCCUUUACGCGAUGAAACAUGUUGGUUUUAAUCGGGCGUUAUCUAACAUCUCCGUCUCCCCUCUCAGAUCUAUUCUCCCAUCAUGGGUGCCUGACUGGGGUUUCGACGCCAAGUUGGAAUCUAUCGACGGCCAACGGGUCGAUGGGACAGAUCACAGUCCUUUAACAUCAGAGAAGGAUGUGCUCUUAAUAAGGUCUAAAAAUCCCCCGCUGGUUGUCACUCACGUCAGCGAGAUUCUACCAUCCCCGAGGUCGCCCCAGGACAGCACCAUGGAUAAUAUGACCAUGAUAGGGGGUAGUGUCUAUUUCACAAAACUUUCACACAAACCAAUCAAAGAUUCAGUUCCAAAGUUAUGGUCGGAGUUCGCUUGGUUACGGAGUGUGCUCGAGGAGGGAGGCUCUCACCCUAUUGAUUGGCUAAAUAGUAUUAGUGAUGAUAACGCCUGUGAGCUAAUAUUGAAGCUCUAUAAUAAAGACAUACAUGAUCCGAGAAACCCGUCCCGACUAGCUUUACUCGACAAUUCGAUAGCCACUAUUGUCAAUGAGAGGGUGCGUGCUGGAGAUAGCAUUGUCAAAUUGGAGAGUAUCCAAUUCUAUCAGGGGGGAAUAUUUCAUACAAGCGAACAGGAAUUCCCGGCGCGAAUUGUCAUUCGCAAGUUAGAGUCAAAUUUCCCCUCCGAACUCGACAAUAGGAUUGUUGCUAUGUUUCCUCCAGACGAUAGAUAUAUCGGACGACGUCAACAUUGCCGCCUGAUAGCCCCUCAGGCGAUACGCAUUGAAGAGACGACACUCGAGCGAGAGACUUUAUUAAUCGUCCAUUGAUAAUUAUCUAUACUACUAUAUCAAAGACGGGAUUUACUUACUUGCUGGUACGAAUCUCUAUAGAUUGUGAUAAAUAUAGAUUAGCCGUCCAACAA
This is a messenger RNA of Daldinia vernicosa, 2308 nucleotides long. RefSeq names its product HET-domain-containing protein. NCBI's taxonomy places the organism in Eukaryota, Fungi, Ascomycota, Sordariomycetes, Xylariales, Hypoxylaceae. The transcript has a single exon. Bases 435 to 2213 code for a protein of 592 amino acids. The record is from RefSeq and is a predicted model, not a curated record.